Messenger RNA from Geodia barretti, 1196 nucleotides. The record is from the annotation of a GenBank genome assembly. NCBI's taxonomy places the organism in Eukaryota, Metazoa, Porifera, Demospongiae, Tetractinellida, Geodiidae.
GUGACUUUGGAGCGCGGAGACCCCCGCAGACCUGAAAGACCGCUGAACUCCAUGAAUACUGCUAGGGUCUUGAGCGUUUUAGGUGCUACUUUCACAACUACCCGCCCAAUACUCCACUGUCUUGGCGAAGUAAGUUACUGGCGACAGCAAGACUAUGAUGAGUACUGAAUGAAGAUACUUUACUCAGCAUGCACAGAAUCCUAUGAAGCUAGGGGCUUAUGUUGGUCGUAGUCUACGCACAUCGUGUGCCAGGUCUGCUGGCCACAACAAGUGGUCAAAGAUCAAGAAAAAAAGGGGGUGACUGACCAGGAAAAGAGCAGGAUGAGGGGAAAGCUAUUGGAUCAGAUUCGAGCAGCAGUCGUGAGUGGAGGAACUGACCCAACAACCAAUGUCAAACUGGCUGGGCUCCUCACUCAGGCCCGCAGUAGUGGAGUUCCGAAAUCUAACAUUGAGUCGGCGAUGGCAGGGAGUGGGUCAGGAGCAGCAGCUCGCGAGGCCGUCAUGUACGAGGGGAGAGGUCCCAGUGUGUACCUGGUCCUCAUUGAGGCCCUCACUGACAACCGCAACAGAACAAGGCCUGAGAUCAGGCACAUUAUUGAGAAACAAGGUGGUGUGCUGGGAGAACCAGGGUCUUCAGCAUUCAUGUUCCACCAGAAGGCCAUCGUAGAGAUCUCCACCUAUUCAUUCUCCUCCUCUGGAAACACUAUAGAUCCAACAGAGUUAGCCAUUGAAGUAGGAGCCGAGGAUGUACAGGUGUCAUCUGACCCAGAGACUGGGGCGAGAGAUUCGAUUCAGCUCAAGUGCGAACCGAGUCAACUGAACGCAGUGUGUGGAGCAGUGAGAGAGAAAGGACUGGAGAUAGCGUCGGCAGGUGUGAUGUACCUACCGAGAUUGUCUGUGUCACUCAGUGUGGAGCAGUUUGAGAAGGCAGAGAAGAUGGUGGAUUUGCUGAGUGACCAGAGCGAUGUCGUAGCUGUCUAUAGCAACCAUGAACUUGCCUGAUUUUCUUGGUUAUUGAUUCUCCAGUCCAGGAGCAUCCAAUAAGCCAUAUUAUUAGCUGUGGAAAUCUCAUCAGUGAUUACAGUUGAACCCCUAUAAUUCCCGGGACAGAAAAGUCUCAAUAUAAAAUGGCCUUAUAUACUUUCAGCGUUAUUAUUAAUUUUUUCUUGGGAAGAUGUCCUUAUUCUUUUCCCACU